CCCACGUAUCGCACGUAGAGACGGCAUUUUCAAACUGUUCGUGGUUGGGGUGUCGCGUGAGAUUCUUAGAGAGAGACUUGCGUGAAUGCAGGCGGCUGUCAAUGGCGUGAAGAUGCUAGUAUUUGGAUUGGGAGACGAAAUAAUUGGUCCUGCCAGAAAUCUUAUUUGUAAUAAACAUUACUCUGUCUCAAUUUAGCUCUAUUAGUACACUCUAGUGUCUUCUUCGUGACAUCAAUUUGUUCUCCAGAAGUAAAUGUCAGUGUGUCUCGCCAUGUGUUGAGAUGUGCGAAAGUGCUUUUCUGUUUGCAAAUGGAUUAAUGGUGUGCUUUUAAAUGUAUUGUAGAAUAAUUACCUCUAAACACCCGUCGUGAGUUAAAUGUCAAAUACUUCACUCCUUGAAGUAGUUUUUCUCUUCACCUGCAAGUUCUCCAAAAACUGUUGGCUAUGCACUUACAUUUUGAAAGAAAUUCAAAUGCCAAGUGUGACUGUGCCAUCCUGUCACUCACAUGGAUGGGGAAAGUGCCAGACGAAUUACCAGAGGAUGAAGGCUGGAAGCUGAACCGCACCAACUACUACCAGGAGGGCUGGCUGGCGACGGGAAACAUCCGGGGCAUCGUGGGCGUCACCUUCACCACCUCGCACUGCAAGAAGAGCGCCGAGUUCCCGCUGCGCACCAACUAUAACCUGCGCGGCCACCGCUCCGAGGUUUUCAAAACACCUGGUUUCGUGGAUUAACAAUUCUACCCAUGUAAUCUUCCGUCAGUGAAAGACCGACUAUGAACGACUCUUCAAGAAGCCAGUUUUGCUUGACAUGCAAUCACAUACUCGUACUACGGAAGAGAAAUGAGCUCAGCUAAAAGUGCAAUAUUAACUACUACGUAAUGCUGUAUUGUCGUGUUUUUCUGUUGUUUUACAUAUUACGUGAUCUUCAAGCAAUACUUAAUGUAUUUUGCUAUUUAUCAUAAUAAUCA
Messenger RNA from Gryllus bimaculatus (two-spotted cricket), 971 nucleotides. Lineage: Eukaryota; Metazoa; Arthropoda; Insecta; Orthoptera; Gryllidae. The record is from the annotation of a GenBank genome assembly.